ACAACAAAUAUUUGGCGCUUUUUAAGGGACAAACGGAAAAAUAUCGUCACGUACGCGUAGUUUUUACCGGCCGAGAGGCAGCCGGCAAAACUACAGUAUGUCUUCGUCUUAAGAAUGAAGAUAUCGACCUCCGCUCGAGAAAUCCGACCGAGGGAGCUGUUGUCUAUCCCGCGUGGUUAUCAAUCAAUCAGGAAUUUAAACAAUGGCAACUCACGGAUCGUCGUUCGCUUGAUAAAGUGAUAGAAUCACGCAUGGGAGCAGUGAUGAAGAAAACAGAAACGUCAGGAAAAGAAGCUGGUGUACCAACAGAGUCAGAAACCAGCGAAAUGGAGUCCUUAAGUUUAUCAACAAGACCUUCCCGGAGAGAAUUAUUGGAGGCAAUGGCUGUCACACAGGCUUCACGUCAUAGUGGUGCCGAAUACACGUUCCUGUCCCUGUGGGAUAUGGGCGGACAUAUGUCAUUUCAGGCUUCACACAACAUAUUCAUUUCGUCCCACGGCGUGUACCUGCUAAUCUUCAGACUCACAGAUUUUCUCAAAGACAAGCUAGAAACUGAUCGACUAAAGAAAUGGAUCCGAUUGAUUGGCACAUUUUUAACAGGUGAAUUAAGUUCCCCGAACGUCAGUACACAAAAAAUACAAGCACCUCCGCUUAUUUUCGUUGGGACAUUUCUUGAUGAGUUAAAGAAAACAUCCAAGGACUAUAACAAACAGAUAAUGGAAAUUAGGGAAAGCAUCACAAAAUUCCCAGAACUUGCACCUUUCCAUUUUGUGAGAUUCUGUACCGUCGAUAACAGCCUCGGCAAUGACGAUAGAGAUCUAGAAAUAUUGCGAGGAUUUAUCACAGAAGCAGCGGAGCACCAGGAUCAGUGGGAAAGAGAACUUCCCACUACAUGGUUAAAGUUUGAAUUGGAUUUAUUUCAAGCUAGAGAAAAGGGAACAAGAAUCCUGCCACUGUCAGAGGUGAUUGAAAUGAACAAAAGAUCUUUGGCUCCCUUGAUGGAUGAGGAUGAGAUAAAACUUGUCCUGGAGUUCCUCCAUUGUACAAGGUCUGUGAUAUAUUUCCGGGAAUACGAUUAUGUCAUCAUUGAUCCUCAAUGGCUUGCUGAUUUCUUCAGCAUCCUGAUUACUGAUGACGAGUUUCUCCCAAAGGACGACCUCCGGUUGAACCGAGAUUUGGAGUUGUACAAAACAAAAGGCGAGUUGAAUCAGAAUUUGAUUGAAUGUCUUCUCAGUAUGAAAAAGAACGAAGAUUUUGCUCCCUUCAGAUCCGUCCUCUUGGCUUUGAUGGAAAAAUUUGGACUGAUAGUGAAAGUACUGCUGUCGAAAACCGCUGCAAAAGUUGUAUACUUGAGCGAGACGUAUACCGUUCCCAGCAAACUUUUGGAGCUGCAAAACAUUGACGGGCUUACCGACAAAGUCAAUUUGCUCAUAUGCAGAAAUCUGGCUGUCUCAAAAACAUUGUGCUUGGUAUUUGAGGACGUUUUCGUACCAUAUGAACUGUUCCAAAGAAUACUUGCCCGGGUUCUGAAUACAUAUAAAACAUCACCAUUGUCAGGACGAAGCUUUGAGAAAGAUAGCAAGUCUGCGACAGACUGUCUUUAUAUGGGUUUUGGAUGUUUCGAGGUCGACGAUCUUAGCAAAAUGAUCUUGUCCAUGCAUGCAGAGAGGUCCACAAUAGCGGUGACAGUUUUCAGUCCCAUAGAAUCCCAGCUCCCUGCAGAUUCUGGAAAAUGUGUCAAGCUAACCAUUGAACGCAUUCUCGAGGAAGUGUUGCAAAUGUCUAACCAACAACAUUUUCAUUACUCACACCAACUGCACUGCAAAUUCCACUUGAGUCCAUAUGACACCCCAGUACAGCUGCUGAGCAUCAUCAAAUCAGAAAAGGGUGUGCCCUGUAAAGGCGGAGAAUGUUACGGGCAACAUCGAUUGUCAAGAGCGGACAUUGAAUACUGGGACCUCCUAGAGGAUUAUGACAAGGCUGGCGGCAAAGGCAGCGUUGCAGGUAGGAAAUCUGGAAAAAAGAACAUUCCAAAUCGAAGGCCAACACCAUGGGAACUUGGUCGUUUGUCACAUCUUGUAGAAGGAUCGUCCUUUGAGCUGUUGUUUCAAUGGCUUGGCAUUUCCUAUGCUGAGAUCGAGACUGUCAAGAAAGAGUCGUUAGGUUUGGCAGGAGUCACAAUCAUCACAAAAAUGUUUCUAAUAUGGACCAACGCCUACCCGAAUCAGACGUUCCUUGAUAUCAAGAAGGCUAUGGGCAAUUCUGAUAUGGCAACUGACCGCAUCUUGGCAGUGAUAGAGGUGAACAAGGAGUCAUCUUGUCGGGGCAUGGUUCCAAAUGAAGCCUGGAUUAGACCUCCAUCUGAUGACGAAAUAGAAGAAAUCGUUUGCAACAUCGACAAAGGAUUUUACAAUCUGUGUCUGGAACUGGGCCUGUCGCCUCCAGUCAUAGAUCAACACGUUAUAUGCCAUUCUGACAACUUCCAGGAAAGGAUGACUGCUCUUCUUCAGUAUUGGAUAAAGACAUUCCAGAAACAGGCAACUAUAGGCAGGUUGUUGACAGCGAUGGAGGUGUGUCAGAUGGACUGGCACACAACAGCAGAAAUCUGGCCAGCACGUCAGAGGAAUGCCACUACCCAGCGCCGGAAACGUUCAGGAAUAUGUUCACUUAUAUAAAUAACCCACAUAUUGGUACAACAUUCACACGAACCAACACAAUAUGAGGUUCUUUAUUGUCUGAUAUACUCAGAUUUGGUUCCCUUCUUGAAUAGCAUCAUCAAUAUUGAUUUCAAUCAAAUCAUCAGCAUAAGUAGUGUGUAGUUACAGAAAUUAUGUAAAAUUAUUAACUCUUAAAUUCAUGUUAUUGAAAAACCUUUCUAAUUUCUACUAAUUUGAAAAUAAUGUUUUAUGUAAAUAUGACUAAAUAUUGUUUACAUUAAAUAAUACAAAGAGAUAGUUUAGUUAACGUCAUCAAAAGGCCAUAAUGCAACAUUAUGGAAUGUUUUUACAUAAGCAUGUUAAUACUUAACACAUUUAACUACGUUGCUUGUGUGAGCCUAAAAGGAAACUGUGUUUUACAUUUCCGCCAUAGAUACGUCCUUUGGUUACCGAGACAUACGGUGCACCAACAACGAAAAGGUAUAUAUUUGCAACCUUUUUUGUUUUUAUACCCUUUUACCCUCAGGCAAAGGGAUUGCAGCUGUUUUGUAUUGAAUUGUAUGCAAUGAAUUUCUUUGCAGGGUGAUAUACUGUAACCAACUUAUUUUCGCGUUUUCAUGUCAAAAGCCUUUUUGUGCGAUUUAAUGUCAUGCAUUUAGAUAUUUAGGAGGUGUAUCCGGUGUCGUCUGUCCGAUUUUUAAUAUUUAAGUUUUAAGUUUAAUUUUAGUAACGUCUGAUUGCAGAGUUGUAACACAUAAUUUUUCAUGGAAACGGCUUUUACACAAAAUAAGCAUGGCUUUGUUAAAGUAACGAUCAUCACCAUGGCACUAAUAAUUUUUUAAGAUUGGAAAAAGUCAACUGAAUGUGAAAAGAUACAUUCUUUGUUACCAAAUCCAGGUAACUGGAAACAUGAAAAGCAUGCUUCCUGUCUGAUUAGAGUUUCUUGACCUAAGGUAAUUUCUUUCCAUGUAUCAUAAAAAUCAUAACUAUGUUUUUCUAUAUUGAUUUUUAUCGUAAUAUUGAUAAAUCUGUCUCUUAUGUUUGAUUACUGAUUUAUAAUUUUUGGCUUUCCGAAUAAAUAACAGUUUAUUUA
This is a messenger RNA of Pecten maximus, 3750 nucleotides long. RefSeq lists its product as uncharacterized. The coding region runs from base 252 to 2675 and encodes 807 amino acids. Gene Ontology annotation, molecular function: protein binding. Gene Ontology annotation, biological process: signal transduction. Lineage: Eukaryota; Metazoa; Mollusca; Bivalvia; Pectinida; Pectinidae. The transcript has 8 exons. The record is from RefSeq and is a predicted model, not a curated record.